UGUCUUCUUAUUUCCCACAAAAGAAUUUGCUUUAUAUUAAUCCAAUGACUGCCUCAUCUACUGUGAUUGUCAAUCCUAUCACCACACACACUGCAACUGUUGUGUGGAUUCACGGCUUGGGUACAAGUAGUGCGAGCUGGUCGUCCUUUGUUGAACAGCUCUCUGAACAAUUCCCUCAUGUAAAAUGGAUCCUUCCCAACGCACCUUCUAUCCCAGUCACCUUCCAAGGAGGACAGCGCACAACUGCCUGGUUCGAUAUCAGAGAACUUGGUCUAAAGCUCACAAUCAAUGAGGAUCGUGAUGGCAUACUUGAUUCACUUGCCAAAAUUAACCAGAUCAUCAAAGACGAAGUCGACAGAGGAAUUCCCUCCAAUCGUAUUGCCGUCGGUGGCUUCUCUCAGGGUGGUGUACUAUCAUUAUUGACAGCCUUGACUUCCGAAUACAAACUGGCUGCUAUUUUCGGGUGCAGUGGAUGGAUUCCUAUAGCUGACACGUUAAAGAAUCUUUUAUCUGGUGCAAACAAAGAGACUCCUAUUCAGAUGUAUCACGGUGAUGCUGAUUACGAUAUUCUUCUUGAAGUUGAACAGAAUUCGUUUGACUUUAUUAAGCAGCUGGGCUAUAAUGUUCAACUCAAGGUCUUCCCCGGCAUGAACCAUUCCUUCUCACCCGAAGAGGCGUUGGAUAUUUCAAGCAUUCUGGAAAAGAACCUUGGUGCUAUUUAAAUAUGCUACCUAAUCAAAGGAUAGUUUAUACUAGAUAAUGUAGUGCUAUCGAGUAUGAUUUGUUUAUAUUAGAAAAUAAAAAGAAAGAAGACAAAGCU
Phycomyces blakesleeanus NRRL 1555(-) is the source of this 820-nucleotide messenger RNA. RefSeq lists its product as hypothetical. The record is from RefSeq and is a predicted model, not a curated record. The transcript is spliced from 2 exons. Lineage: Eukaryota; Fungi; Mucoromycota; Mucoromycetes; Mucorales; Phycomycetaceae. Gene Ontology annotation, biological process: protein depalmitoylation. Gene Ontology annotation, cellular component: cytoplasm. Gene Ontology annotation, molecular function: palmitoyl-(protein) hydrolase activity; carboxylic ester hydrolase activity. The coding region runs from base 45 to 722 and encodes 225 amino acids.